This is a messenger RNA of Brienomyrus brachyistius, 2236 nucleotides long. It is a transcript of the gene eef1a1a, whose product is annotated as eukaryotic translation elongation factor 1 alpha 1a. NCBI's taxonomy places the organism in Eukaryota, Metazoa, Chordata, Actinopteri, Osteoglossiformes, Mormyridae. The transcript has 8 exons. Gene Ontology annotation, biological process: translation; translational elongation. Gene Ontology annotation, molecular function: translation elongation factor activity; GTP binding; GTPase activity. Bases 175 to 1563 code for a protein of 462 amino acids. The record is from RefSeq and is a predicted model, not a curated record.
CGCUCGGAGGGGGUUAGAGCAUUGCCUGCACUGACGCCAAUUCUGACACCCCCUCCACGCAGUAAUAUAAAGGGAUCGGCAGUCUUACAGCCUCCCGUUCUGCGUCGGGAGCACAGUACGGCCGGGAGCUAAGACAUCUUAGCGGCAGUGGGAUAUUGAAGCAAGCCGGCAGUCAUGGGGAAGGAGAAGCUUCACAUUAACAUCGUGGUGAUUGGACAUGUUGACUCUGGCAAGUCGACCACCACGGGACACCUCAUCUACAAGUGUGGUGGCAUCGACAAGAGGACCAUCGAGAAGUUUGAGAAGGAGGCUGCUGAGAUGGGCAAGGGAUCCUUCAAGUAUGCCUGGGUUCUUGAUAAAUUAAAGGCAGAGCGUGAACGUGGUAUCACCAUCGACAUCUCCCUCUGGAAGUUUGAGACCAGCAAGUACUAUGUCACCAUCAUCGAUGCCCCUGGCCACAGAGACUUCAUCAAGAAUAUGAUCACAGGAACCUCUCAGGCAGACUGUGCAGUCCUGAUUGUGGCUGCAGGGGUGGGGGAGUUUGAGGCCGGCAUCUCCAAGAAUGGGCAGACCCGGGAGCACGCCCUACUAGCCUACACGCUGGGCGUGAAGCAGCUGAUUGUGGGCGUCAACAAGAUGGACUCCACUGAGCCAAACUACAGCCAGAAGCGCUAUGAAGAGAUCGUCAAGGAAGUCAGCACCUACAUCAAGAAGAUUGGCUACAACCCAGAGACGGUGGCCUUCGUCCCCAUCUCUGGCUGGAAUGGGGACAACAUGUUAGAGGCCAGUCCUAAUAUGACAUGGUUCAAGGGCUGGAAAAUCACCCGGAAAGACGGUGGUGUAUCGGGGACCACCUUACUUGAAGCCCUGGACGCCAUCCAACCUCCAUCUCGCCCCACAGACAAGCCUCUUCGUUUGCCUCUGCAGGACGUCUACAAGAUCGGGGGGAUCGGGACCGUGCCAGUGGGCCGCGUGGAGACGGGAAUGCUGAAGCCGGGCAUGGUAGUGACCUUCGCACCUGUUAACGUGACAACCGAGGUGAAAUCGGUGGAAAUGCACCACGAGGCGUUGUCCGAGGCACUGCCUGGAGACAACGUUGGAUUCAAUGUCAAGAACGUGUCCGUCAAGGAUAUCCGCCGGGGCAACGUGGCUGGGGACAGUAAGAACGAUCCCCCCCAGGAGGCCGCAAAUUUCACCGCCCAGGUGAUCAUCUUGAACCACCCUGGCCAGAUCAGCGCUGGCUAUGCCCCGGUUCUGGACUGCCACACGGCCCACAUCGCCUGCAAGUUCGCAGAACUGAAGGAGAAGAUCGACCGGCGCUCUGGGAAGAAGCUGGAGGACAAUCCCAAGUCACUCAAGUCGGGAGACGCUGCCAUUGUAGACAUGAUCCCCGGGAAGCCCAUGUGUGUGGAGAGCUUCUCGGACUACCCACCCCUGGGGCGUUUUGCUGUGCGUGACAUGCGCCAGACCGUGGCCGUGGGAGUGAUCAAGGGCGUGGAGAAGAAGGCCGCCACCACCGGCAAGAUCACAAAGUCUGCCCAGAAGGCUCAGAAGGCAAAAUGAACGUUGUGCUGGGCUGUCGACUCCAGAGUCCCCCGUGGCAGAAAGAUGGUCUCCAAGCACUUCUACCCCAUCGGCCGCUUAAGCUCCAUCGUCAAAGACUGGUUAAUUGUCACGAUGCACCGCAAAAGUUUCCGAAGGAAAAACCAUACAAAUUAUUAACGAUGCACAUUGUGUUGACUAUCAAUUAUAAUCCACGCCUUGGCACUUUAAUUUAUUGAUGUGAACUUAUUGUUAAUUUUUAAAAACGUGAUUUUAAAACGAGACCGUGAACAUAAGCACCACGUGUGAGACAUUAACAUCCUAGAGAGGAGUCGAACCCAAAGCCUUCUCGCUGCUCCCUUCGGGAGUGCAGUUUUAGUCAAGUCAUGCCAUCGUCCUGCUUCUUAGCGUGUUUGCAGUUGCCGGGUGUUCACUCGCAGUGGUAAAACUUUCUGUAGGUUAAGAUGCCUCGUUUUAGCUUUAAAGCCCUACUCCCCCAGCGUGUCUCGCUCUGGGCGCAUGCAGACUCCCUGUGCACUUUAUAUUGUUGAUCUUCUACCCCUUGACCCCCGACCUGCUUUCACUGGCUCAUCGCUCCUGGAAUCAUGGACUUCCAUUGGGUUCAAGCUCCUUGCACCUUACUGUUAUUUGUGGGCAAAAGCCUCUCUACAUUGCAUUAAAGGUGUCUCAACUG